GACACAACCAGGACUCCCCGACAAUUAGAGAUUAGAACCUCACAGAGCCCUUGAAGCUGCGAGCAUUUCUUGAGGUCGGUUGAGAACCGGUGGCUCCUCAUGGAGGAGCUUUGCUACGGCUUCGAGCGGGAAGACCCCACUGAAUUCCUUUGGUGGGACCAGGCGGACGCCGAGGCCCAGCUGGAGAACUUCCUGCUGGACUGGCCGUGCCUGGAGGACCCGUCCUCCUGCGCGGGGACGGCCCAGGGGGGAGCAGAGGGUGCCCCCGGCCCGGCGCAGCCCCCCGGGCGCCGCCGGCAUCGCCGUGCCGCCAACCUGCGCGAGAGGAGGAGGAUGCUCAGCAUCAACGCGGCCUUCGAGCGGCUGCGGGGCCACGUGCCCACCUUCCCCUACGAGCAGCGCCUGUCCAAGAUCGACACGCUGCGCUUGGCCAUCGCCUACAUCGCGCUGCUCCGCGACAUCCUGCUCUCCGGCUGCCACCCCCGGGCCUACGUGGAGCAGUGCCUGAGGAAGGGCUGGCAGGGCCAAGCGCCCGCAGCCUGGAACACCAGCGAUCUCACAGCCCGCCUGUCCUGGGUAAAGUGGGAUUAAGGGCACCCAAAAGGAAGACCUUUGAAGGCAGCAGACUGCAGAACCAGAUGAGGACCUGCCCGCUGGGUGCCGGCUGUUCCACUCUCAGGGCUGCGAGCCCGGCCAGUUCUCAGCCCUGAAACGAUGGGUUGCAAAUAAACCCGUGGCACUUACGACUCAGUUAUUGUCCCACAUCGCUUGCUCGCCUCAUGCCCAGCACCCAACCCCUUUGGGUGUUAAGUCAGCCCUGCUUAGGGCCUUCUGCUUCUCUUUCUUCCAGUUUCUCACCCUCUGAUAAAGCUCCUCUAGCAUGGAAACAACAAACCAUUAAAAAUCAGUGUCAGCACAAUCACAGCAACAAUAGUUUCUCUUCUGCUGGGUGAGAACUGUGCCCAAAUCACAGUUCCAGUGCGUGGGAAAACAUCCCCCUGAGCAGAAGAGAAAACGAAGCAACUCCCAUUGCUUGGCUCCAGAUGUCCAGGGGCACCACUGGCAAAGCCACCAGGAGGGGACAGGGGGCUCUUUCCGUGUGUUUAACCAAAAUUUCCCACAUCUUCAGAGGAUCACGGAAUGGUUUGGAUUGGAAGGGACCUAAAAGAUCACCCAGUUCCAACCCCAGGGACCUUCUUCAUCCUCAGGCUGCUUCCCCCCCCCCCCCCGUGAGGCAACUUUGGGAGGUCUGAGGAAGAGGCAUUUUGGUAUGGAAAGGUCCAGGACCCACUUGGGCACCAUCUCCUCCUCUCCUCUCCUCCACAGCACCUCAAAUGCUCAUGGAAAAACAACCUCUGGCUUUUGAUCUUUUUGGAGUAAUUUGUAACAUUUUUGAGCUAAUUUUUAAAGGA
Neopelma chrysocephalum (saffron-crested tyrant-manakin) is the source of this 1412-nucleotide messenger RNA. RefSeq names its product helix-loop-helix protein 13-like. Gene Ontology annotation, biological process: regulation of transcription by RNA polymerase II; developmental process. The transcript is spliced from 2 exons. The record is from RefSeq and is a predicted model, not a curated record. NCBI's taxonomy places the organism in Eukaryota, Metazoa, Chordata, Aves, Passeriformes, Pipridae. Bases 100 to 591 code for a protein of 163 amino acids. Gene Ontology annotation, molecular function: RNA polymerase II transcription regulatory region sequence-specific DNA binding; DNA-binding transcription factor activity, RNA polymerase II-specific; protein dimerization activity.